GGGUCGGGCGGAACAUCAAAAGAACCAGUAAGGCGAGCUGGAACGUGUCGGAGCCGCUGACCUCGAGACGCACAGGCACGGACUUCAAACUCACCGGAGAGAACCCGACGGCGCGAGAUGACAGACGAUUGAAUGAAGUGAGCUGAUGUCUCGGGCUCAAAGUGUCCAAACUAACGACAACUAAAAACAAGGACGGACGUUGUUAUUGGCUCAACCCGCCGGCUCAUUAUCGACUGUGUGAGCGGGAACUCGGCGGGGACCCAUGAAGGAUGUGAGUUCGGAGUGGAUGCAGCCCUCCGCGGCGUCAUGCGCCUCGCCCCGCCGCCCAGCGCACACUCCUUGCGGCUUGUGAUAGUGGUGAUCCUCGUGAUGGGGGCGAGCCCGUCCCCGGCCAUGUCCUCCGGCUGUCCGGACCGCUGUGUGUGCGACGACCAGCGGGUGGUCCAGUGCGCCGGGCAGCACCUGACCCGCUUCCCCGCCGACCUGCCGCUGACCACGCGGCAGCUCAUCAUCUCCAAUAACCGCAUCGCGGAGCUCCCCCCGCUAGCGCUCAACUACCUGUCCGACCUGGUGUACCUGGACUGCAGCAACAACUCCCUGACGGAGCUGUCCGAGUCCACAUUCGGGAACCUCCGCCAGCUGGCCUACCUGGACCUCUCGUUCAACACGCUGACACGCGUGGAGGACCGGACCUUCGGGCCGCUGGCCAGCCUCGUGAUGCUGAGGCUGACGGACAACCCGGGGCUCGCGGACAUCCACCCAGACGCCUUCUCUGAGAACGCAGCCCUGCAGGUGCUGGACGUGAGUCGGAAUAACCUGACGGCGCUCAACGUCAGCUCGCUCGUGGCGCUGCCCGCGCUGCGCUCCAUGGGCCUGAGCGGGAACCCCUGGAGCUGCGCGUGCGACAACGAGGACCUCUGUCUCUGGGUGCACGUGGAGGGCUUUAAGUUCCAAGAGGAGGGCCAGACGGUGUGCGGGGCCCCGGCCGACCUGCGGGGCCGCCGCGUGGCUGAGGUGGGGCUGGAGCUGCGGGCGCGCUGCCACCAGGCGCUGGGCUCCUGGGACUACCUGUUCUUCAUCCUCAUCGGCUUCGUCAUCUUUGCGGCGGGCACGGUGUCGGCCUGGGGGAUGGGCGUGGUCAUGGUGCUCUACGAACGCUACGUCAAGCGCAAGGAGGCGCAGGGCGACCCCGAGGGAGGGGGCCGGGGGGAGGCAGAGGGGGAGGGGGGCGAGCGGGUGGAGAUGGGGCGGACGGGACGGACUAGCUCCGAGGGCAGGGGUCACCCGGGAAACGGGGACCGCAAGGCCUCUCAUGGGGUUUGA
This is a messenger RNA of Gadus chalcogrammus (walleye pollock), 1323 nucleotides long. Its product is annotated as leucine-rich repeat-containing protein 52-like. Gene Ontology annotation, cellular component: voltage-gated potassium channel complex. The transcript has 2 exons. Gene Ontology annotation, molecular function: potassium channel activator activity; voltage-gated potassium channel activity; transmembrane transporter binding. The record is from RefSeq and is a predicted model, not a curated record. NCBI's taxonomy places the organism in Eukaryota, Metazoa, Chordata, Actinopteri, Gadiformes, Gadidae. Bases 307 to 1323 code for a protein of 338 amino acids.